AUGCGCUCUACAAUCCUUAAGAAUCAAAUUCUCUCUCAUCUUCAUCCUCAAAUUUAUUAUGUCCUUAUUCUUUCAAAGCCUUCUCUCUUUUUUAUUGCUUUGUCAUUUUAAAUCUCUUUUCAAGAUCAGAGGGCUCUUCAACCUAUUUGUUCUCUUCAGAUGCUAGUUCUAUAUCCUUAAGAACAUCCUUAUCCUUUUAUUAACUAUCUGCUGUAGACAUUUUAUUUAUUUGAUUUUAUAUUAAUUUCAAAAUUAGUAUUAUUUACUUUUUAGAUUUAAAUAAAAAGGGUUUUGUUAAAGUAAUAACUGGAAUUAAAAAUUUUAAGAGUCUGUUCAAACAGUUAAAAUCAAUUAUUUAAAAUAAAUAAAAAUCAAAGAAGUUAAAUAUAAAUCUUAUUUUCUGUUAUUAAUUUUUUAAUUUUUAUUUCAUCGUUCAUUUUAUUUUUUAAUUCAUAAUUAUUUUUUAUUAAGAGUUUUUUUUAUUAUUAUUUUGUAAUGAUUAAAUAUGUUUUAUUUUAUUUUAUUUAUUAAGUUAAUUUUAUUAGAAUUGUUUUAAUUUUUAUUCAAUAUUUUUUUAUUCUAUUUUUAUUUUUUAUUUUAUUUUAAUUUGUAUCUUCUAAAUUAGUACCUAAAAUCAAUAAUUCUCAAUUGGCAUAAAUCGUUUACUAUAAAAAUAUAUUCAUUUUAAAAUUGGAGAAAAGAAUUUUAUGUGAUGAUUCUAUCAUUAAGAUUUUUUUAUUUAUAUUUGAAGACGCAAAGGUCUUGAAUAUGUAAUUUGUUGACGAAGAAGCUUAGAAUUUUUGUUUAAUCGAUUGUUAUUAUUAUUAAUCAUAAUAAAUAACAUUUUUAAAAACUUAUAUUAUGAUUGCUAUAGCUUUGUAUAAAUAAGUACUGAGUACAUUAUUUAACUGCAAAUGGAACAUCCUUAGGAUGCGAAGCUAUAAUUGCAAUAUAAUAUGUUUCCUGUUAGCUUUAAAAAAUUAUCUUCACUGUGCUUCUUUGACUUCCGGCAUAAUUACAAAAUUCAAGUUUUGA
This is a messenger RNA of Tetrahymena thermophila SB210, 1035 nucleotides long. RefSeq names its product transmembrane protein, putative. The record is from RefSeq and is a predicted model, not a curated record. The transcript has a single exon. Lineage: Eukaryota; Ciliophora; Oligohymenophorea; Hymenostomatida; Tetrahymenidae.